AUGACUAUAGAUAACUCGCUGGUAAUUAUACCGUUUGCUACAAAGAGACAAUCAGGUAGUCUUUUAGGUAACAGCAAGUUUGGUAACCAGCCGCAAGAACCACUGUCUAACAACCUUAACCAAAAUCAUAAUCACCACCAGUUGCCUUUGAAACAAAGAAGGAAAAGUAGUAUAUUAUCUUCCCAGCAUUUCCAUCGAGUAACAAACCAUUACAAUAAGUGCUUCCAAAACUAUUACCAUUCGAGGACUUUUGUAAAAUCACAUCCUCGAUAUAUCCCCAAUAUCAAAACCUCGGUAAAUCAUUGGCAGUUGAGGAAUUUGACUAAAUAUAACCAAUUGGACGACUUGCUAUAUUAUACAAGAGACGACUCGAUAUUUGCAUACGACCUGUUUGAAGAGACAACUAGGAAACUACUCAAACUUAAUUACUAUCCUAGAUGUUUCGAUAAUCACAACAAUAUGAUUGCUACUGGUGGCUUACUAACCAGUAGCUCAAAAUUAUUUCUGUUGCAUUUGGACAAUUUAACUAAUAAUAUGCCACAAGUCGGCACUGAAACAACAACUACAGCAUCCUCCACAUCUGCCUCAACUGCAACUGCUUCCUCAUCAAGAAGAGUUGUUGCAAAGGGGUUGUUUUCCUUUUAUAAUCCAGAUUUGUCCUUACUUCAUACUGUCAAAAUUGGAGAAAUGAUCAAUAAUGAUGUUUCCUUGUACCAAACUUCAAACUCACAACUAACUAGUUAUUUAUGUAAUAAUGAUGCUAAUUUAUACUGUCUUGAUAUCAACAAUAAUUGCAAUUUCAAAAUCACAAAUAAGAUUAAUUGUGAAUCAAAUACCUGUCUUAAUUCAAGUGUCAAAAAUCCAAGAUCAAACUUGAUUACGGCAGUUGGUGAUUCUACGCUGAUUUUUAUUAUUGAUUUGCAAUCACCAGACCCUAUAGUCAAGACUAUUAAUUCUGGUCACGAAGGCGGGUUUGGAUUAUCGUUUCAUUCUCAAGGCUAUAUUUUUUCAUCGGUUUUUCAAGACGGUACUUGUCAAUUAUACGACUUGAGGCACUUGUCCUCCCCGUUGAAGGAAUUUCAAUCAACUAGAUUUGGGCAUCAACUGGGUGCAUUCAGAGUUUGCAAAAUAUCGCAAGGCGGAGGCGCUACUGGAGACGAUUUAUUGAUGAUUGCCGAACAUGUUGGAAGAGUACACUUGAUUGAUUUAAGGACAUUUGAAAGACAAGUUAUUGUUGUGCCUGCUGCUUUGGACCAGUUUGCCAACUACAAUCAAGCGAGAAUGCCCAUUGAAGAAGAAGAGGAAGAAGAAAAACGCGAGAUGGAACAACAAAAUUAUCAUCAAGAGGAUGCAGUAGAGGAAAAGAAAAGAUGUAUUAAUAUUUAUUCAGAUGAUUUAUAUUCAUCCUUUACAUCACCUAUUGUUUAUGAUUAUGAUUAUUUGACCACUGUCAAUACUAAAUUGUUCAAGGAGUUCAAUUACGUUCCACCACAAACACCAAUUCCCUCUACAGUUGAUUCGCAACCAAAAUUGAAUAAUCCUCAAUGGACAAGUAGCAGUGGUAAUAAUAGUAGUAUCAAUAGUACUGGAGACCUUACAAAUGCCUACGACGAUUCAUUAUCGAUUUCACCAACUUCAAGGUUUAGCACAAGAAGAACUUCCCACCAUUCCCCAAGAGCCUCAGUUUCUUAUGACGUGGACAUUGACUCUCAACUAAAUGAAAUAUAUCGAAACUAUUCCAUAUCUUCAGCAUCUUCUACAGAUCCUAGAACAUUACCCGGAGCAUCGCCUCAGUUGGCUACUUCGACUUCGGUUUCGUCAACCCUGUCGGUAUUAAACAACACAGAGUAUUGUAAUGAUCUGUAUCAACAGCAGACAAACCACGUACAUGGGGAAAUGGAAUUGCUGGGUGUUGAGUUUAUCAAUGGUAAGAAUGGAGAAAUGAAGAUUGUAAUUGGGUGUCAAGAUGCAGGGAUGUUAAUAUGGGAUAUCAACACUUUGGUAAGACGGAGCGUAGGGGGGAGCUUUGAAUUUGUUUAG
Messenger RNA from Lodderomyces oxycetoniae, 2040 nucleotides. RefSeq lists its product as uncharacterized. Lineage: Eukaryota; Fungi; Ascomycota; Pichiomycetes; Serinales; Debaryomycetaceae. The transcript has a single exon. The record is from RefSeq and is a predicted model, not a curated record. Bases 1 to 2040 code for a protein of 679 amino acids. Gene Ontology annotation, molecular function: protein binding.